AACAACAACAAAUACUCAAAAAGAAUUUAGAAAAUAAAAAGAAAAAACCUAUUUAUACUGGUUACGAUGACGAAGAAUUUAAUUUUGGUGGAGGAGAAAUAUCUAAAAAGAAUAUCUUAUCACAUUAUGAUGAGGAAACAUCUAAACAGCACUUUUUGCCACCAUUACAGCAGGAAUUACCAUUUUAUAGUGAGUACCAUGACCACAAUCGACUGAACCCUGAGCAUUCAACAAAUGGAAAUGUUAAUAAUAAGUUCACGUG
Messenger RNA from Funneliformis mosseae, 262 nucleotides. The record is from the annotation of a GenBank genome assembly. Lineage: Eukaryota; Fungi; Glomeromycota; Glomeromycetes; Glomerales; Glomeraceae.